AGCGGGGCGGGCCCGGGGCGGCGGGCGGCACCAUGUUGGGGAGCUGGCGGGGGCUGGCGGCGGCGGAGCCGGCCGGGCUAUGGAGCGAGGCUGCGGGGCGCGGAGUUCCAGAAGAUGCUCCAGUGCCGAUCUGUCUUUUACAAUGCAAGUUACGAGUGAAAUUUAGUAACUAACAUCUCCCUCCUCACCCUGAUCUCCAGUAGACUUCCCGUAACUCUCGGAAGAAAGGGUCGGAGGAGAAGGGCCAAAGGUCACCAUGAAGCUAAAGCAGCGAGUUGUGCUGUUGGCCAUCCUCCUCGUCAUCUUCAUUUUCACAAAAGUUUUCCUCAUUGACAACUUGGACACCUCAGCCGCCAACCGGGAGGACCAGCGCGCCUUCCACCGUAUGAUGGGCAGCCUCCGUGUAGAGCUGGACCCCCGACUCGACCACACCUUGCAGUCCCCUUGGGAGAUCGCAGCCCAAUGGGUCGUGCCCCGCGAGGUGUAUCCCGAGGAGACACCCGAGCUAGGGGCUGUUAUGCAUGCCAUGUCAACAAAGAAAAUAAUAAAAGCUGACGUGGGAUACAAAGGGACCCAGCUGAAAGCUUUGCUGAUACUUGAAGGAGGACAGAAGGUUGUCUUCAAACCCAAGAGGUAUGCCAGGGAUUAUGUAGUGGAAGGAGAACCGUAUGCUGGCUAUGAUAGACACAAUGCAGAAGUGGCAGCCUUUCACUUGGAUAGAAUUCUAGGUUUCCGACGAGCUCCCCUGGUGGUUGGCAGGUUUGUGAAUCUACGUACAGAGAUCAAACCAGUUGCCACGGAGCAGCUUCUGGGUACCUUCAUGACUGUGGGUAAUAACACUUGCUUCUAUGGAAAGUGCUACUAUUGUCGGGAAACAGAACCAGCUUGUGCAGAUGGGGACGUCAUGGAGGGGUCAGUGACUCUCUGGCUACCAGAUGUCUGGCCUCUUCAGAAGCAUCGGCACCCUUGGGGUAGGACUUACCGUGAGGGCAAACUUGCCAGGUGGGAGUAUGAUGAAAGCUACUGUGAUGCUGUGAAGAAGACUUCACCCUACGACUCGGGCCCCCGACUGCUAGAUAUCAUUGACACUGCGAUAUUUGACUAUUUAAUUGGGAAUGCUGACCGGCACCACUAUGAGAGUUUUCAGGAUGAUGAAGGAGCUAGUAUGCUUAUCCUUCUGGAUAAUGCCAAAAGCUUCGGCAACCCUGCCCUGGAUGAAAGAAGCAUCCUAGCUCCUCUUUAUCAGUGCUGCAUCAUCCGGGUUUCUACCUGGAACAGACUCAAUUACCUGAAGAAUGGAGUACUGAAGUCUGCCUUAAAAACUGCUAUGUCGCAUGACCCCAUCUCACCAGUGCUUUCUGACCCUCAUCUGGAUGCCCUAGACCAGCGGCUUCUCAGCAUUCUGGCUACAGUGAAGCAGUGCACAGACCAGUUUGGGCCAGAUGUUGUGCUGGUGGAAGACAGGAUGACACUGUCUCAUUUGUAAUUGUAGUGGAACACAGAUGAAACUCCCUCUUUAAGAAACAAACAAAAAAAAAAAAAGAGAGAGAGAGAGAAAAACAGCACAAUCAGUUCUGAAAGGCUGUGGCCAAGAUGGACUGAAAUGAACAGGAAAGCUUCCGAGCCAGAAAACAGAGGUGAUGCUGGCUUUUACCUUGGGCUGACAGCAGUGAGAGGUGGGAAGUUUGAGCCUUGCACGGCUCAGUACCCGUGAGGGCAUCUUGGCCAUUGUGGUGUGUCCAUUGCCGGCAGUGGACGUUGCACUGGAUAAAAAUGGCUCUCGGUGUUGGUGGAAGCGUGUGGAAUACAGACACUAAUGUGUGGACUGAUUUUAGAGGGGACAAAUGGAGAUGAACGGUCUGAUCCUCCUCCCUUCCUCCCUUCUCUUCCCCGCAUACACUCUUGCGAGUUUUGUUUGAUUCAGGGUUGUACAUAAUCAGCUGUGAGCUGGUUAGGUAUUUUAUUGCUUCUUUAGAAAAUGAGGAACCGGUGAAUAAAAUAAUUAUUAGACUGAACGGUUGCACCCCUCAGUGGGUGGGAGGUUCUUCAGAAUGCCAUUGGGCUGGGAGAGGUGACCUCAGCUCAAUUGCCCUCUCCUCAAUAAAAACUGGGAAAGGGGGUUGCCUCUUGUGAUAAUGUUUCAGGUUUAUCACUGAAGUCCUAUCAAAGAUUUAUGGCACAGGGUUGAAGACUUCGAGGAGGACAGGGUGGUUAUACAGCACUUGAUAGUUAAGGGGUUAAAGUAAGUUCCCACACGUCCUUCACUGUUUUCCAUUGGUAAGGAACCUGGCAAGGUCUGAGUUAGGGAAACACCCCUCCAGUCCUAUGUCAAUAUUAACCAAAUUUUCAUUAUAUUGUAGCUGAGGAGGAGGAGGACAGAGUUUGUCCUUGGAAGCAGAUUCCAUUUAGCGAAGUCGUGCUGCUUACUGCAUGCCCUGUUUAAUUUGGAGAAUCUGGACGUGCCGUGCUGCUGAAAAAGAGGUAUAUUGAUAGACUUCCCAGUAACCUACAGCCAUGGGAAGGGCCCUGAAGAGUGGAGAGAACCCUGAGCUGUGCUCUUUGCUAAUCAUGCACGGAGAGAGCUGCUUGCUGCUGUAAGCACAGCUCAGUGCUGCCGUUCUGUGGAGCACCAGCAGUUUUUCAGGCCCACCUUCUGCCUGACCUGUCUUGUGGCUGAGCUCUGAAGCUGUGAGCACUUGCAGUAAGAAUUCUGCCUUGCCCAAGUGCUUCCUGCAGCCCCCACUGUGCUAUUCUGGUGGGGGUGCCCAUCCUGCAGUCCUUGUUCCUGAUGGUUUUGCUGGAAGGUGAGGAACUGUCUGUGCAAGUUGGCUUUGCAGAGCAAACCAGCAGCACUCCUCUGUGCCAGUCCUGUCAUCCCUCAGCACUGUGUCAGUCUGCACUGCAGAUGAGCUUGUGCCCCAUAGAACUUGUCACACUUGUGGUAGAUCUGAAUCUGUCUCCAGAAGGGAAGCAGCUUCCAUCAUACUUCCAAAUUCACCAGCUUCACAUCAAUUUUCGGUUCAGGCAGCGUGGAACUUAGAAGUAAGAAAACUGAUCCCUUCCCAAAGUAUUUCAUAUUAUUGGAUUUAUGAGCUAGAGCAACAAAAUGUCAGCUUAAGACCUUUUUCUUGAUUUGUCUGUCAAAAUCUUCCUGGCUCUGCAGCAGUGUGACAGGCAGAUAAGAUGAAGAGCUGUUUCCUGUUGCUUGCACCUGCUGCCAUACCUGAUCAAAGAGGUGUUCAUGAAAGAGUUUAUUUUUAAAAGGAAUUUAUUUUGAACUCCUUGUACUGCCUGAGCAGAGUAUCUCAAAAGCAGAAUGAGACUGUUUUCCUGAAAUUGGCUUUUGUGUUCUUCUAGCCAUCUUUCAGGCUUGGCCACAACACAGACUCACCCCACAGUCAGGUUUGGAGCUAGAGUUAUUUGUUGGUGAUGCUAGUUAGGGGUAACACUGUCAUGGUAACACAUGCAGCCAGCUUUUUGGACACCGGUGUUAAAUGGGUGCUGUACUGGAUAAUAUAACACAUGCAUUAGAAGCCGUGGUUCUUUGUGCAUGUGUGCCAUGUGGGUGAUGCCUUGUGCGUCCCCUUAGCACAGAGCCAGGGGCUGGCAGCUGGUGUGAGCAGGGGCAGGGGCCACCAAGGGACUGACCCUGUCCAUCGCUGCCUGCAAUGCCAUGGCCUGGAGCAUGCAGGCACGUGUCAGUGGUUGAUGCUGACAUUGCUGGGAGGUACUGUGGGCAGCAGGUGGCUGGUGAAUGCUUUUAUUCUGAAGCAGAAGAGGCUUAUACCGAGGCAUUUGGACAUAAACUUGUUUCCCAGAAAGUUCAAGAGGAUUUACACAAAAGGGGAGACUGUAAAGCACAUGAGUUUUUUUACUUCUGUUUUUGAGCACUUAAUGUUUUGGGAUGGAUCUACAAAAAUUUCAAGUUUUGAUUUGACCACUCUUAGUCAUUUACAUUUGACUUUUAACAAAAGAUUCCAAAAAAACAUCUCUGUCUUCAUGAAAUGAAAGUAAUGUCUGUGCUUACGCUUUGUUUGUCAUGGGCCUCUACACCAAAUGUUCUGCAGUCAGAUCAGUCUUGGGGAUAAGUUUUCCAUCAGUAUGCGUAUCAAAGAUUUAAAGCACUGUAUUGGUGUAGUUGUAAGCAAAGGGCAUGAAAUCAAGCAUCGUAAUGUAGGAGUAAGCAGGAGAUAGGUGCUUUCUUUUUCUCUUUUUUUAUUUGUGUCAUAUUGAUGCUUCUGGUCACAGUGAGCACCACUGGAGCUUGGUGUUCUGCAGCAGGGAGGAGGAAUCAAUUCCUCUCUUGCCCUGGAAGAUCCAGUUUUGGCAGUGAUCAUUGUUUUGUUUGAAUGGGGAACCCUGAGAAAUGUUAAACGCCAACUGUAGCCAUCGCAAAGGAAAUAAGAAGCAGCACCCACAUGCAAACCAGAGUCUGCUUGAAUCUCUGGAAGCAGUGCUGCUCGCGAGGCAGGUGUUGGGUUCUUAGUCGAUGAGGGUUUCGUGGCACUUCUAAUUCUUGUUCACUUUGCACACUGUAAUUCCUGGCUCCAGAUGUUAUGGAACGGUUUUGUCGUGGGUGUUAGUAAUAUCAGAGCGCUUGAAGCACAGAAAUCAAGAACUAAUUAAAAAAAAAAACAAAACAGCAGAUGGCUGAUGAUGCUCUGUCUCCUCCUUCCCAAGUCAGCACUCGAGCUGGUGGAGCCCCUGAGACUGGCUCCUCUUCCAGCAGCUAGAGAACUGGAGUGUGUCUUGCCAAACAAACUUCAACUGAAAAAUAAUAAUUUAUUAAGAAGCUAAUUUAUUUGCUGUGGCAGCUGGAGCAAGAUGCUUGAAACAGACACCCCUGUUGGAGCUGUCAUAGGAUUGCCCCUGGGAACAGCUGCACAAAUGGAGUUUGCUAAUAAGAAAACAGAGUGCAAUCACAACUUUCUACUUGUAUCCCCCAGGGUCAGGUUCUGCAUAAAGGAACAUUGUGUGAAUAAAGAUUUUAAUAAAGCAA
This is a messenger RNA of Numida meleagris (helmeted guineafowl), 4999 nucleotides long. It is a transcript of the gene FAM20B, whose product is annotated as FAM20B, glycosaminoglycan xylosylkinase. Gene Ontology annotation, biological process: protein phosphorylation. NCBI's taxonomy places the organism in Eukaryota, Metazoa, Chordata, Aves, Galliformes, Numididae. Gene Ontology annotation, molecular function: phosphotransferase activity, alcohol group as acceptor. The record is from RefSeq and is a predicted model, not a curated record. Bases 257 to 1486 code for a protein of 409 amino acids. Gene Ontology annotation, cellular component: Golgi apparatus. The transcript has 8 exons.